Rana temporaria (common frog) is the source of this 2598-nucleotide messenger RNA. RefSeq names its product sestrin 1 (gene SESN1). Bases 155 to 1606 code for a protein of 483 amino acids. The transcript is spliced from 10 exons. The record is from RefSeq and is a predicted model, not a curated record. NCBI's taxonomy places the organism in Eukaryota, Metazoa, Chordata, Amphibia, Anura, Ranidae. Gene Ontology annotation, biological process: negative regulation of TORC1 signaling; regulation of response to reactive oxygen species; positive regulation of macroautophagy. Gene Ontology annotation, molecular function: L-leucine binding; oxidoreductase activity, acting on peroxide as acceptor. Gene Ontology annotation, cellular component: nucleus.
CUUGUUUAUGAAGCAGAGUGCGGGGCAUUGGCUGGCUGUGUGCUGAGAGUGCGGGCACUGAGGAGAACAUAGUCCCGGCUACAAGUCACAACAAUAGGAGAAGCGCCAUCUCUCUACUCACUGGAAUAAAGAGUCUUCUCUGCCUAUAGGAAGCAUGAGGUUGUCACCACGAGCAAGUGUGCCGGUCCCUGAGAUCAUGUGCAGCCGCUGCAGGGGAGUGUGCAGCAACAAGGCACAGGAAAUGGCAGUCCGAAUCCCUCGCCCCUUAGGACAAGGUCCCAGCAGAUUCAUCCCUGAAGAAGAGAUUCUACAAGUGGGGAAUGAAAAUUCAAAUAUGCAUUCAGUAUUUGCCGAUGUGUUUGCUGACUUGGGCCGCCUGGAUAACAUAACCCUUCUGAUGGUGUUCCACCCCCAGUAUUUAGAGAGUUUCCUGAAAACACAACAUUACUUGUUGCAGAUGGAUGGUCCCUUACCUGCCUAUUAUCAGCACUACAUAGGGAUCAUGGCAGCAGCCAGGCAUCAGUGCACCUACCUGGUUAACCUGCACGUCAAUGACUUUAUCCAUAGUGGAGGGGACCAGAAGUGGUUAAAUGGCCUUGACAAUGCUCCACAGAAGCUACGUAACCUAGGAGAACUAAAUAAGCUACUGGCACACAGACCUUGGCUGAUCACAAAAGAACACAUUGAGCAACUGCUGAAAACAGGAGAGCACAGCUGGUCCCUAGCGGAGCUGAUCCAUGCUGUAGUCCUUCUUGCACACUACCACUCCUUGGCUUCUUUUACGUUUGGCUGUGGAAUAAGUCCAGAAAUUCACAAUGAUGGAGGCCACACAUUCCGUCCCCCUUCCGUCAGCAACUACUGCAUCUGUGACAUAACAAAUGGCAAUCAUGGGGGGAAUGAGAGCCACCAGACAACAGGAAGUAUGGGCUUAGAUUCUUCUUGUGAAGUUGAAGUUUUGAUGGAGAAGAUGAAGCAGCUCCAAGAAUGUAAAGAUGAAGAGGAGGCAAGCCAGGAAGAAAUGGCCACGCGCUUUGAGCGAGAGAAGACCGAAAGCAUGCUGGCUUUUGCUAUAGAUGAGGACCCUCCGCCAGCACGAGAAGUCUCCAGACAUUUUGAAGACACAAGCUAUGGUUACAAGGACUUUUCUCGGCGUGGAAUGCAUGUUCCCACCUUUCGAGUGCAGGAUUAUAGCUGGGAAGACCAUGGUUACUCCUUAGUUAAUCGUCUUUAUCCAGAUGUUGGGCAGCUACUUGAUGAGAAAUUUCACAUGGCAUAUAAUCUCACAUAUAACACGAUGGCCAUGCACAACGAUGUAGAUACCUCAACGCUAAGACGGGCCAUAUGGAAUUAUGUACAUUGUAUGUUUGGAAUAAGAUAUGAUGAUUAUGACUAUGGAGAAAUAAACCAAUUAUUGGACCGAAGCUUUAAAGUUUACAUAAAAAAUGUGGUGUGUAGUCCACAAAAGACGACAAAACGAAUGUAUGAUAGUUUCUGGAGGCAGUUCAAACAUUCUGAGAAGGUCCAUGUUAAUUUGCUUCUUAUGGAAGCGAGGAUGCAAGCUGAACUACUGUAUGCUCUGCGAGCAAUCACCUGGUAUAUGACCUGAUUGGUUUAUCUGAAGCGGUCGCCCGAAACGAAUGUUCAACGGGGAAAUCUGCUUUCUGCACUGCCGACUUCCCAUGCCUUUCUGGUAGUUAACUUUUCUCAGAAGUCCAUUGUGCCAUAAUUGCCAUCAUAUCAGCUGUUUGGUUUGUGCUCCCGAUUUCUCACAUUGAACUGACAUUUGAAUGUCCUAAAAGAGAUGAUGCCUUGCUAUCCUGCUUCGAACACCUGCAAGUCUGGUCUUUGCCAUCCAGUGAUGUUGCGUGUCUUUGCAGUGAUGGACACUUACGAAGUAUUGAAGAUAAGGGGCGGAGGAAACGUGCACUAUGAUUUCCCAUUCGGUCAAUAGUGGUGCUGCUGAUGUGUUUGAUGAGACGCGGGCCUCCCAAUUAAGCUAUAUAAAUAAAUGUACAUGAACACUGCUACAACCUGAGCCUUGUUAUAGAACUACACACCGAACGUGUGCAUUCCCAUACAUUUUGUGCAUGUUUUCUGCAGCAAUUAACCCAACAUAUGUUGCUGAUUUCAGUUAUUGGCUUUAUAUAGCGCUGGAGGAAAAAAAAAAAGCUGUGAUCAGUGAGUGUAUAUUAUAUAUCAACAUAUUAUAUAUGCUCAAAUUGUCUUCCUGAAAAUCUUCUUCUUUUUCCAGUCUUCAGAAGGUAUGUUACCAUUCUCUGACAACAGAGAGUGAAAUACCCCUUUGGUUGUGGGGUGCACACUUAGUUGUAUCACACUGCUGUCUGUAUAGCAGUGCUUAGGGUGGAGGGAUGUAGGUAGCUUGUGUGGCUUAACCAUUCAUAAAGUCAUUUGCAGCUGCUGAAAUAUCACCCGCAGUUUACAGUUUCAAACUUGAUCAAGAUGUGAAUGUUAAGUUUAAGAAAAAAAAAAAAAAAGUUAUUGGAAAACUAAUGUAUGGAAGGGUUUGUAUUAUGAACGUAAAUAUCUUUUUCAGUAUUAAUGACUUUUUGUUUUUUUAUUAAAGAACAUACAUGUUGA